AUGGCUGCCGUAUACAAGUCUCUGUCCAAAAAGAGCUCCCUAAAGUCCGAAGCUCCAAGCAAUGGCGUCAAGAAGAACAAGCAGCGAGUCUUGAUCCUCUCCUCGCGAGGCGUCACUUACAGGCAUCGGCACCUCUUGAACGACAUCGCAUCCAUGCUCCCGCAUAGUCGCAAAGACGCCAAGUUCGAUUCCAAGUCGAGGCUCAACGAACUCAACGAGCUAGCCGAGCUGUACAACUGCAAUAACGUCUUGUUCUUCGAAGCGAGAAAGGGGAAGGACUUGUACGUAUGGCUCAGCAAGAUUCCGAAUGGGCCAACGGUCAAGAUGCAUCUUCAGAACCUACACACAAUGGAGGAGUUGCAUUUCACCGGAAACUGCCUGAAGGGCUCCCGACCAAUACUCUCGUUCGACGCCGCUUUCGACAAGCAACCACACCUGCGCGUCAUCAAGGAGCUGUUCUUACACACCUUCGGUGUCCCGCAAGGAGCACGUAAGUCUAAGCCCUUUGUCGACCACGUCAUGGGCUUCAGCUUCGCCGAUGGAAAGAUCUGGGUGCGCAAUUAUCAGAUCAGUGAACAAGAAGGGUCCAGUAUCAAGCUUGGCCAAGACGACGCUGAGGCGCAAACCAAGAGCAACUCCAAAUCGAGGUCGGCCGUCGGCGAUACAGAAAUCAACCUUGUCGAGAUUGGCCCGCGCUUCGUGCUCACGCCGAUUGUGAUCCAGGAGGGAUCGUUUGGCGGUCCCAUCAUUUAUGAGAACCGCGAGUUCAUAUCGCCAAACCAGCUCAGGGCGGACCUGCGCAAGUCCAAGGCCUCGCGGCAUAAUGCACGGGCAGAGCAAACGGUGAUGAGAUUAUCCAAGAAGGGAGACUUGGGAUUGAGAUCAAACGGGCGCAAUCGGGUGGCAAACGACGAGCUGGACAACCAGUCGAUCUUUGCUUAG
Molecule: messenger RNA, 942 nt
Organism: Hirsutella rhossiliensis
Lineage: Eukaryota; Fungi; Ascomycota; Sordariomycetes; Hypocreales; Ophiocordycipitaceae
Product: brix domain-containing protein
Exons: 3
Coding region: 1-942 (313 amino acids)
Biological process (GO): rRNA processing; ribosomal large subunit assembly
Cellular component (GO): nucleolus
Molecular function (GO): rRNA binding
Source: RefSeq, a predicted model, not a curated record